Annulohypoxylon truncatum is the source of this 1869-nucleotide messenger RNA. Its product is annotated as longevity assurance proteins LAG1/LAC1. Gene Ontology annotation, molecular function: sphingosine N-acyltransferase activity. NCBI's taxonomy places the organism in Eukaryota, Fungi, Ascomycota, Sordariomycetes, Xylariales, Hypoxylaceae. Gene Ontology annotation, cellular component: membrane. Gene Ontology annotation, biological process: ceramide biosynthetic process. The transcript is spliced from 2 exons. The coding region runs from base 455 to 1723 and encodes 422 amino acids. The record is from RefSeq and is a predicted model, not a curated record.
GUUAAUCCCUUUAGGUAGUAUUGGAGCCAUGACACGAAGGAGUCCAUAUAAAGCACCACCGCCUAUGUCUUCAGAUAAAUUCGAAAUAUUAGAGACCUAAAAUAUAGAUAAACGAUGCGGCGCGACAGAUUAAUUCAGAAAUCCUCGUCUCUUGAGCUAUGAAUACCUAGGGGUUAAUUGACUGGAGGAGGCCAAUCGGAAAGGAUGGAAGCCAAGGACGCCGUCCGCGGACUCCGACCCGGGCUCACCUUCACGCGAAGAUAUGCGAUUACCCGAAGAGGUUAAAGGUUGCUAAUGGGUUUUCAACGAUUGGAGCACUCAUAAAUAUCCUAUAGCUCGUGAACCUAUCUCAAAAUGGUUCUACGAAUAUCGUACUAUUCCUCUAUCGCAUAGUCCAACCUCGAGCCAAGCACCGAAAGUCCCAUUCAUCGCCACCCCCUCAGGUUCUCGUACGAUGGCGGUACCUGACGACCCUUCACUCUUAAAUAUACUGGAUGACCGGUUGCACGUGCCCGCACGAAAUGGUACAUCACAUCGACGAAGGAAGCCAAGUCUUGAUAUCGCCUACGCAUCUAAGCGAACCGACCGGAAAAAACCUUCGAAGCGCAAGGGGAGUCGGUCUCUUCUACGCCGCACAUGGGCCUUACCGUUUGGUCUUAUAUUGGCUGUCCUAUUCUUCUACGCGAUAAAUCCAACCGAGUCCAAUAUCAUUCACCGUUUUAUCUUCCUUUCAUAUAAGCUAGAGGAUGACGUGGGUCCGACGCAAUAUGGCAAAGGUCCCUGGGAUUUCGCCUUCGUGUGUUUCUACACCAUCUGCUUGACCUUUGCGCGCGAGUUUCUCAUGGAGGAGGUCCUGCGCCCACUCGCUCGUCUUUACGGUAUCAAAUCGCGAGGCAAGCAGUCGCGUUUCCUGGAGCAGAUGUAUGUGGUCGUGUACAUUGCUUUCAUGGGGCCUUUUGGCAUGUACUGUAUGAAGCAGACGCCGGUGUGGUACUUCAACACGCGAGGCAUGUACGAGUUCUUUCCUCACAAGACGCACGAUGCGGCGGUUAAAUUCUACUAUUUGUUCCAAGCUGCUUUCUGGACGCAGCAGGCCCUGGUCAUGUUGUUGGGCAUGGAGCAGAAGCGUAAGGACUUUCGGGAACUUGUGGCGCAUCACAUCGUGACUAUAGCUCUUAUCGGCCUUAGCUAUCGGUUUCAUUUCACGUAUAUGGGUAUCGCUGUCUAUAUCAGUCAUGAUAUCAGUGAUUUCUUUCUCGCUAUGUCCAAAUCACUGAACUACAUAGGAAGCCCCUUACAAGGGCCGUCUUUCAUCUCUUGUAUAAUUAUGUGGGCCUACCUACGCCACUACAUAAACCUGCGCAUCCUCUAUUCCAUCCUCACCGAGUUUAGCACCAUCGGUCCUUACGGCAUAAACUGGGAGACCCAACAGUACAAGGGCUUGACCUCCCAGGUUAUCACGUUCGCACUAUUGGCGGCGCUUCAGCUCCUCAACCUGUUCUGGCUUUACUGCUUGCUGCGCAACGCUUACCGCUUCAUCUUCCUGGGUAUUGCCAAAGACGAUAGGUCUGAGGACGAAGAGCCGGAAUUUAAUGUGAUUACGAUGGAGCCAAAGGCGAAUCAUGAGGGUGAAGAGGGUGGGACACCGUUGUUGAAGGAUAACGAGGCUCAUGGAUUGGCUGUGAAAAGGAGGAAUGUCACACAGAAGCACUCUACCCCGUAAACUUGGUACUAAUUUUACCAAUAAUACCGAGCGUACACCUGACCCUCGGUACCUAGCUGGAAUAGCAACGCUACUCGCAUACAUAAUGUCUAAUAAUAAUAAUUACCAUGUAGAGUUGAUUGUAACGAUACUUUCGCCCAUUAAGC